ACUUGACAUUGAUGCUUGGAUUUUCUGGAUUUAUUCCAGGCCUUCUGGCAAUAUGCGUUUAGUGAAGGGAGACGUGUGUGGCGACUGCGUUCAUGGGUGAGUGUAUGCUUAUGUACGUGAUCGACUUCGAUUAUACUAUGUCAAAGAAGAAACACCACAAGCUGGUGGGCUAAACAGCCAAGUUCGAGGCCACCACCUAUUAAAUUUGAAUUCCCUACAAAAAACCUAGUUAAUUUGAACAUAGCUCCUCCUAUCCUCAACUCAAUUUAAGAUGAUGCACUGUUCUGCAUUUAAGAGUACAUAUCCAUCAGACUAUCACCAAUGGCUGCACCUUUUCGUAAGCUAGUUGGAGAGAAAAGCGGUUCAAGUUGCACUUCCUUUUUAACUUUAGCAGUUAAACGGUUCACACUUUGAGCAGAAAACUACCAAUCAUCAUCAGUCACUCUCUCGAUCCGCCUAUAAAUAGAAGAUUUGAUCAUCACGCGGCAUCAUAUUCCCUUCGACGUACUUAAUUACAUUACGAACGGCAGAACUUGGGACUACUUGAGGUGCAGCAGGACAUGGCGACGAUCCAAAGCAAAUCGACAGCACCGCAAUCUGUUACUGCAAGCAGGCUUCCUCCCAAGAAGGAGGAGCAAGAGCUCCGGCGAGCCUACUCGGAAAUGGCGAGCAACAUGGAGAAGCUUGUCGUCGCAAGCAGCAGCAGCAGCAACCCAUGCCCUGACGACGGCGCCGACGUGUCGGAGGUGGAGACGGUGCGGUGCGCGUGCUGCGCCGUGGCCGAGGAAUGCACGGCGGCGUACGUCGGCGGGGUCCGCGCGGCCUUCUGCGGCGACUGGCUGUGCGGGCUAUGCGGGGAGGCCGUGAAGGAGCGGAUGGAGCGGGACCCGUCCGGCGGCGUGGAGGCGGCGCUGGUGUCCCACGAGGCCGAGUGCCGGGACUUCAACGUCACGAGGUUGAACCCGACGCUGUCGCUCGCCGGAUCCAUGCGGGGCAUCGCACGCAAGAGCUUCGACCGGAGAAAGACGACGACGUCGACGUCGUGCCAGGACCGCCACCUGCGCACGGCGGCGUCCAGGGCGGUGGCGCUCGCGAGGUCGGUCAGCUGCGACCCGCGGUUCCUGGCGGACGUGAUCAACGGGCCGUCCGGAGAGCAGUCCCGAUGAGGCCACGGCCCACAGCCUCACCUGGCCAGCCGGGUUUAAUGAUUUCUACUCGUAUUUACUAAAAAAAGACAUCCAUCUAGGAGUAUCGUGUUAAAAAAAUUAGCAGGAGUGUCGAGUAAGUAAUAAGCUUACUAAAAAAGGACAUCGACUAUGUAGUGCUACUCUGUGGCAUCGAUGUGAACGUAGCCUACGCCAUACACUUUCUGUAGACAGUUUCAUAGACUUUCAUGCAUACAAACAUAUUGUGUGUAUGCACGUGAUGCAUUCCUUUGAUGCACGUGGGCAAUAUAGAACGUUAUGUGUGUAAUUAUUGUAAGAAAAUAAAUGCUAUAACAUGUUUCGGAACUUGGUCGUGAAAUCAUUUGUUAUUUUCUCCAAUUAAUUGACAUUCUUAAAUCGGUCUCUAGGGAACA
Molecule: messenger RNA, 1579 nt
Organism: Aegilops tauschii subsp. strangulata
Lineage: Eukaryota; Viridiplantae; Streptophyta; Magnoliopsida; Poales; Poaceae
Source: RefSeq, a predicted model, not a curated record